AUGAGUACAUCCAACAAUAAAGAGGCAACCCAAGAUGGAACAGUACUUCACUCAUUAUUCGGUCGCACCGUCGUCCGCGUUGACAACAACCUCGUUAUAAAGUCAGGCCGCCUCCGUUCCCACGAAGCCCAAACUCUUCGUUUCAUUGCAGCAAAUACAACCAUCCCUGUGCCCAAAGUCCAUGGCAUCCGCUGGAAAGAUGGCCAGGUCGUGGCUAUUGUGAUGGACUACGUACCUGGUAGGCGGUUUGAUGAGGCAUGGGCCACUUUAGACACUAAACAAAAGCUUUCCAUUGCCGACGAGCUUCAUUCUUAUAUCAAUCAACUUCGCAAUUUAAAAGGUGAUUAUAUCGGAGCCGUUGAGCGUGGCAAGGCUGUAAUUGGACAGAUCGCAUCCAUUGAAGGCGGCCCAUUUGACUCUGAGCAAGAGUUCAAUGAUUUUAUCCUGGGAGAUAUUGUCAAGGCAGCACCAGAUAUACUACGGCAUUAUGCCAAAUUUGCGCUUACUGAUGACCACGAAAUUGUUUUUACUCAUUCUGACUUUGCCCCACGGAAUAUUCUUGUUGAUGAAGGCCGGGUCACGGGCAUCAUCGACUGGGAAUAUGCCGGCUGGUACCCUGAGCACCGGGAGUACAUACAAGCUUUAAAAUACUUAAAGCCAAUGCCUGACUGGCCAGAAUACUUGUCUCGUAUUCUUCCGCCCCGAUUUGUGAGAGAAUAUAUUGGCAUGUCUUUCUUAGGCCGUAUUUUAACUCAUUAA
Molecule: messenger RNA, 759 nt
Organism: Talaromyces rugulosus
Lineage: Eukaryota; Fungi; Ascomycota; Eurotiomycetes; Eurotiales; Trichocomaceae
Exons: 1
Coding region: 1-759 (252 amino acids)
Source: RefSeq, a predicted model, not a curated record